AUGGACCUGGGCAUACACAUCGACAACAAAUUGACAUUCAGSAAACACAUCGACAAGAUCUUACAUCAGGCUUUCAAAGUUCUUGGUUUUAUAACUCGGACAAGUAAAGGCUUUAAGAAUCCUAACUCCAUUCUGCGUAUUUUUUCCUCGCGGGACCUCCCAGUCCUGGAUUAUGGUAGUGUAAUUUGGUCACCUUUCACUGUCGUGGCAAUCAACCAUGUUGAAAGAGUUCAGGCGAAACUAUGUAAACAUCUAGGCUACCGGUACAGCCACGAUGUUUCUGGUGGUCUCAACUCAACUGAAGAUAUCUAUGAACGCUUCAAAAUUAACAAGUUACAUGCUCGUCGUCAGGAAACUGACCUAAUGUUCUACUUUAAGGUCGUGAAUGGAUUAAUUGAUGAUCCGGAUAUCCCCAGCUGUUUCGAGUUGGCACCGACGGGUAUCUUUUUAAGAUGCAACUGCCUGCUAAAAACUAUAAAAACUUCAAAAGACUACAUGCUCAACGGCCCACACAAUCGCAUCGCGUUGCUUGUCAACUCGCUGCAUACUGAAGUGGAUUUCUACAACGGCUCACUCAACGCAUUCAUCCCUGACAUAAAACGACGUCUAUUCAAAUGUCCCUAG
This is a messenger RNA of Bactrocera latifrons, 624 nucleotides long. RefSeq lists its product as uncharacterized. The transcript has a single exon. NCBI's taxonomy places the organism in Eukaryota, Metazoa, Arthropoda, Insecta, Diptera, Tephritidae. The record is from RefSeq and is a predicted model, not a curated record. The coding region runs from base 1 to 624 and encodes 207 amino acids.